This is a messenger RNA of Cyclospora cayetanensis, 1434 nucleotides long. RefSeq lists its product as uncharacterized. The record is from RefSeq and is a predicted model, not a curated record. NCBI's taxonomy places the organism in Eukaryota, Apicomplexa, Conoidasida, Eucoccidiorida, Eimeriidae. Bases 1 to 1434 code for a protein of 477 amino acids. The transcript is spliced from 5 exons.
AUGGAGAUGCCAAAUGAUGGUGUUGCGCUUGAGGGGCGUCUUGUUGAGGCCGAAGAUGACGGCGGCAAGAGCUUCAAAGGCUCAGAUCGCAUGCCUUCCAGCCUGCAUCUGUCUACGCAGGCAGCUUCCUCCUCGGUUUUCGAGGAGGACGGAGACGCGAGAGAGGGGCAGCAAAACAAAGAGCUCAAGAAAUUCGAAGACGUUCAAGUCUAUUUGGUGUGCCCCUCCACGGCUGCAUGGGCAGCAGCAGCGGCUUGCAUCCACCACAGCGACAACAGCUGCAGCACCUCCACGUCAGCCGCAUCAGCUGCGUCAGCAGGCGGAGGAGCAACAAGCGAUGACACUCUGCUGCAAGCGUGUCAGUGGCUAGUCAAGUCAGGCUGCAUCCGCACCGUUGAGUGGAAGAGUCCGCUUGUGCUCCAGGGUGAACUCCUGCACUUUGGCGUCGUGCUGAUUCCGCAAGAUGGAUCUGCAGCUGCUGCAGGAUCUCCCACCGCUGCCAGAGCUUGGCUCAGGAAGUAUGCAUCUCUGUCUGCUGCACUCGAUUUGGUGCUGAGAGACGGCAGCAGCCGCAUCAAGGCAGCAGGGCAAUCGGCGCUGUCUUGCCAAUUCUGGGAGGCUCAGGCUUUUCCGAUAGACUCUCAGGAGGCAGUAUCCGUCAGAAUCAUGCACUUCAUGUACUCCCCGGAAACCGCGACAGAAACACGGGCAGAAGCAGCAGCAGAAGCAGCAACAAUAACAGCUGCUGCUGCAGCAACAGCGCCGACAUGCCAGGGGAUAAGGAACGGCGGCAAACUACCACGGGCAAGCGGCGCAACGCACUCCUGCAUCAUCUGCGAUGUGAAGAUUCCAAUGAGGAUCAGCGCUGCAAUGACCAACUCCGUAGAGUUGCAGUCUUCGCCAGGAGCCCUUUUUGGAGUAUCCCCUCUGUUGCCUCCUCGAGCAAGUGCUGCGGAUGGCAGCAGCAGUGUGUCCAGCGGUAGCAGCACGACUGCACCGUCUGCUGCAGCAUCCGAUGCACCCGACUCAGGAUCCCUCCUUACCCCCGCUCCUGGCAGUGCUGCUGCUGCACAGGAUCUGGAGGAAGAUAGAGUUUUGCACAUUUCCACACGGCUAACAGUGCAGAGGCCGCUUCAGGUUACAACGGCUUUGAUGGACUCCUUCAUGUAUGUUCAGAUCGAGAAUUCAACAGACUCCAUCCCCGUCGUUGUUGAGAAUGCUAUUCUAAGAAGCGUCAACUCGAAUGCACAGGGUGAUUUACCCGUGACGCUGUAUCCUCAGGAGCAGCACAGCGUUCUGUUGCGGCUCGAUGAAUCUUUUCUCUCCUACGGGGUUCCCCAGUGGGGGGGAGGCUCUGGAACUGAAUGCAGCCGAGGAAGUGUAGGACCAUCUGGAGGGGGAAAGGCGGUGCUGCCUCUUUGCCUCAAGUGGUGA